Molecule: messenger RNA, 4632 nt
Organism: Symbiodinium necroappetens
Lineage: Eukaryota; Dinophyceae; Suessiales; Symbiodiniaceae
Source: the annotation of a GenBank genome assembly
AUGCAGGACCACGUGCGCUCUUCCGAAAGCCGCAGCCCCGACACCGAAGAGACCCUCGCCGCCAUUUGGCAGGAUCUGUUCGGCCGGGAUGAAAUCUCGCCGGAGGACGACUUCUUCGAACUCGGGGGGAAUUCCCUGACCGCGAUCAAGUUCCUGGCGCGGGUCGAGGACGUCUUCGGGCCGGAAGCGCUGCUGCCGGAGACGCUGUACGAGGAUGCGCGGCUGCGCAGCCUGGCCGCGGCCAUCGAGGCUGCGCGUCAGGCGCCGCCGCCUGUCGUGUCCGUGAGCGCCGGUGCCCCGGGCGCCUGGUUCGUGCCCUUCGGGCAGGCCGAGGCGGCCGCCUGUCGGCUCUACUGCUUUGCCCACGCCGGCGGCGGCGCGCAGACCUUUCGCGGCUGGCAGGCCCAACUGCCACCCGCGCUCGCCGCUGUCGGGGUCUGCCUGCCGGGGCGCGAGCGGCGCGUCCGGGAAGCGCCCUUGCGGCAUUGGCCCGAGGCCCUGGCGGCGAUCGUCGAUGCCUUGGCCGAGCAGGCGGGGCAGGGGCCCUUCGCGCUGUUCGGCCACAGCCUGGGCGCGCGCCUCGCCUACGAGGCGGCCCAUCGGCUCGCCGCGCGGGGACAGGCCGCGCCCGUGGCGGUGAUCGUGGCGGGGUGCCAUGCGCCGACCGUGCCCCGGCGUUGGCCGACAAUGCACAAGAUGUCGCAGGCCGAGCUGGUGGACUGUCUGCGCCGCAUGGGCGGCGUUCCGGCGGAGGUUCUGGACGACGCGCGGAUGAUGGAGCUGCUGGCGCCCGUCCUGCGGUCCGACCUCGAACUUGCCGAGACCUGGCGCCCGACGCGCGCCCCGCUGGCUUGCCCGCUCGUCGCGCUGUGCGGCCGCGCGGAUCAGGUGGCGCGCGAGGGCGACAUGGCGCCCUGGCAUCUGCAAACCCGCGACACCUUCGAGUUCUACAGCUUUCCGGGCGGCCACUUCUUCCCGCAAGAGCGCCAGGCGGAGGUUGUCGCGGAGUUCCGCAUGGUGGUGACGGCGUCCAACCAGGUGGCGGCCUCCGGCGCGCCGCACCGCGCCGGUCCGGAGCGGGGCGUCGCCUGCCUGUUCCGGGCGGUGGCGGCGCGUUACCCGCAGGCGGUGGCGUUGCGGCAGGCCGGCGCGUCCCUCACUUACGCUGAGCUCGAUGCCCGCGCCGAGCACCUGGCGCAGCACCUGCGCGCCCGGGGAGUCGGCAAGGGCGACAUCGUCGCCAUCGCGCUCGCGCGGUCGUUCGAGAUGGUCGCGGGCCUGCUGGCCGUCCUCAAGAGCGGCGCGGCCUACCUGCCGUUCGACCCCGGCCUGCCGCCGCAGCGCGUCGCCGCCCAGCUCGAGGAUGCGCGCGUAGAGCUGGUCCUGGUCGACGGCGCGGCGCGCGCGCGGCUGGGGCCGGCGCGCUGGACCCUGGUCGAGGUCGGGGCCGCCCUGCGCGCGGACACGCCGGCGGUGCCGCGCGCCGCCGCGGCCCCGGCCGGGGGCGAAGACCUCGCCUACGUCAACUACACCUCCGGGUCGAGCGGCGCGCCGAAGGGCGUGAUGAUCCCCCAUCGCGGCGUCACAAGCCUGUUGCUCGAGCCGUCCUACGCCAGGCUGGGCCCCGGGCGAAGCGUCCUGCAACUGGCGCCGCCGAGCUUCGAUGCCAUGACCUUCGAGUUGUGGGGGCCGCUGCUGCACGGCGGUACCUGCGUGCUCUUCGACGGCAAGCUGCCGACGCUGGGCGCCCUGGCCCGAACCCUGCAGGCGAACCGCGUCACCACGCUGUUCCUGACCACCGCGCUGUUCAAUGCCGCGAUCGACGAGGCCCCCUCGGCCCUGGCGGAGGUCGAGGAGCUGCUGACCGGUGGCGAGGCCCACUCGCCCGCCCAUAUGCGACGCGCCCGGCGCCUGCUGGCGCAGACUCGGAUCUCCAGCGUCUACGGGCCGACGGAGGCGACCACCUUCGCGACGCAGUUCCCGAUCGACCGGCUGGACGAGACGGCCGCGAGCGUUCCGCUCGGGACCGCGAUCAACAACCGCCAGGUCCUGGUGGUCGACGCGUCGGGCCGGCGCUGCGGCCCCGGCGCGCCGGGCGAGAUCGUGAUCGCGGGACCGGGACUCGCGCUCGGCUACCUCAACAGACCGGAGGAGACCUCCGCCCGCUUCGUUACGGGGCUGGCCUGUCUGCCGGCCGGCGAGCGGGCGUAUCGCACGGGUGACCGCGCGCGCUAUCUGGAGGGCGGGGUGAUCGAGUUUCUCGGUCGUGCCGACGACCAGGUGAAGAUCAACGGGUAUCGUGUCGAGCUCGGCGAGAUCGAGACGAACCUGAUCGCCCUCGACGGCGUCGACCGCGCCUGCGUCCUGCUCGAUGAGAGCCGGGGGGAGAAGCGACUGGUUGCGGCGCUGGUCGCGCCGGCCUCCGCCGUCCCGCGUGCGCGCCGGGCGCUUGCGCAGAGGCUGCCGGCCUACAUGCGGCCCUCGUGCUACCUGACCCUCGACGCGCUGCCGUUGACCGCCAACGGCAAGGCGCGCCUGUGGGAAGCGCGGGGCGAGAUCCCCCGCGAGGCUUGGCGGAGCCUGGGGCGCGAAGGCCUUCUCGGGCUGCACCAGAGUCCGGCGGUCGGCGGCAGCGGGCUCGACUUCCUGCACUCGGCCGUCUUCCUCGAGGAGGUGGGGCGCCUCGGGUUCGGCGGAUUGCGCUUUUCCGUGGCGCUCCACGCCUACAUGGCCAGUCCCUACCUGGCCCUGGCCGGCAGCGCCGAGCUGAGCCGGCGGUUCCUGCAACCGGCCGUGGCCGGCGAGUCUAUCGUGUCGCUGGCGAUCACCGAGGCCGCCGGCGGCUCCGACCUUUCGGCCCUGGCCGCGACGGCCGUGCGCGACGGCCCGGAUUACCGGCUCGACGGCGAGAAGGUCUUCGUGGCCAACGGCGGCUUCGCGGAUGUCUUCAUCGUCGCCGUGCGCACCGAAGGGGCGCCCGGUUCGCGCGGUCAGGCGGGCAUCAGCCUGUUCGUCGUCGAACGCGACCGCGCCGGCCUUCGGGUGGAGCCCAACGACUGCGUCGUCUGGCGCGCCGCCGCGAUCUCCGACCUGCGCCUCGAGUCGGUGCGCGUGCCGGCCGCGAACCUCAUCGGCCGGCCCGGGGCGGGGUUCAUGCUGAUCAUGCGGCAGAUGCAGAUGGAGCGGCUCGCGGCCGGCCUCGUCGCCAUCGGCGACGCGGCGAACUGCCUGGCGAUGACCUGGCGCUAUCUCAGCGGCCGGCACGCGUUCGGCGGCACCUUGAGCGACCGGCAGGCCGUGCGCCACCGCAUGGCCGAUCUUCUCACCGAGGUGGAGGCGGCGCGCCAGCUCGCCUACCACGCCGCCUGGCGCUUCUCGCAAGACCCCCUGGCCAUCACCGAAUGCUCGAUGGUCAAGCUGAAGGCCGUCGAGGUCUGCAAGACGGUGGCCGAGACCUGUCAGCACCUGCACGGUGCCGAGGGCUUCCGUGCCGGUUCGGACCUGGUGCGGAUCGUCCAGGACGCGCGGGCCGCGGCGGUGGCCGGUGGCGCCAGCGAGAUCAUGCGCGAUAUCAUCGCGCAGAACGGGCUUGCCGAAGGCGGCGGGGCCACGGCCGCGGCCGCCGGCGUGCUGGCCGCCUUCGUCGGCUUCUCGAGCUCCUUUGCCGUCAUUGUCGAAGGUCUGUCGACCGUCGGCGCGACCCAGAGCCAAACCGCCUCGGGCCUGAUGGCCGUCUCGGUCGCCAUGGGACUUUGCGCGAUCCUGCUGAGCCUGCGCACGCGCAUGCCCAUCAGCAUCGCCUGGUCGACGCCGGGCGGCGCUCUGUUGGCCGCCUCCACCGCGCCGAGCGAAGGUUUUGCCGCGGUCAUCGGCGCCUUCCUCCUGGCGGGCGGGCUGACGGUCCUGGCCGGCCUUUGGCGGCCGCUCGGGCGCGCCGUCGCCUCGAUUCCCGGUCCCUUGGCGAACGCGAUGCUGGCCGGCGUGCUGCUGCCGCUGUGCCUCGCGCCCGUACAGGCGGUGAUCGAAUUUCCCGCCCUCGGGCUCGCCAUCGUGGUCACCUGGGCGCUCGUCGGCCGGCUCAACAAGCUCUACGCCAUGCCCGCCGCGGUCCUGGUGACCGGCAUCCUGAUCUUUGCGACCACCGAGAUCACGGCCGCGGAGUUGGGGCCGCUCUGGCAGGCGCCGGAGUUCGUCGUGCCGGAGUUCUCCCUGGCGGCGAUGAUCGGGAUCGGCCUGCCGCUGUUCCUGGUGACCAUGGCGUCGCAGAACAUCCCGGGCAUCGCCGUGCUGAAAGCCAACGGCUACCGGCCCGAGCCGAGCCCCCUGUUCAGUUGGACCGGGGGCUUCAGCCUGCUGGCCGCGCCCUUCGGCGGACACGGCGUGAACCUCGCCGCGAUCACGGCCGCCAUCUGCGCCGGCGAGGAGGCCGGGCCGGAUCGCGCGCGGCGGUACUGGUCCGCCGUGAUCGGCGGCGCCAUCUACGUGCUUCUCGGCCUGGGGGCGGGUGCGGCGACCGCCUUCAUCGGCGCGUCGCCGCCGAUCCUCAUCCAGGCCGUGGCCGGGCUGGCGCUGCUCGGCGCGCUCGGCGCCUCCCUGAUGGCGGCGGUGUCCGAGCCCGCGUGCUCGGCGUGA